AGUUUUGUUUUUCAUGUUUUAUUACCAGUUUUUCAAAUGAUUACUUUACGUGUAUUAUUCCUCCUUUUAGCUGUCUUAACUUUAAAAACUUUUUGCGACCAGCACGAGCGCGAAUCCUGCGGCUAUUUGCAAUGUGCCACCAAGCAGAUCACGGGGGAAAAGCACUGCGCCGCCGGGGGACAAACCUGGGGCUACUGCACGUGCGUUGAGGAAGGCGGGAAACGGGUCGAGAAGUAUGUGCGCUGUGAGGAGUUGAAAAUUUUUGACCUGACCAAGGGAAACUGCGUGAAGCAUAGCAAAAAAGCGGAGGAAUCUUGUGGGCAGAGUGGCACGGAGAAGAAGAAGAAGAGUUUGCUGGAGAAGAUUGAGACGAAGUUUAAUGUUUGAGGAAUGGCUUUGCAAAAAAAUAGAUAAAACUGUA
This is a messenger RNA of Culex quinquefasciatus (southern house mosquito), 421 nucleotides long. RefSeq lists its product as uncharacterized. The transcript is spliced from 2 exons. Lineage: Eukaryota; Metazoa; Arthropoda; Insecta; Diptera; Culicidae. The record is from RefSeq and is a predicted model, not a curated record. Bases 37 to 387 code for a protein of 116 amino acids.